CGACUAAGGGGCGGGGCGUUGAGACCCGACUAGCGAGCGGGCUACUCUCCCUCCCGACGCGUAGCGGUCAUGGCGGGCUCCAGGCUCCCUCGGCAGCUGUUCCUCCAGGGCGUGGCUGCCGUCUUCAUGUUCGCCUUCGCUUCCCUCUACACGCAAAUCCCAGGCCUGUACGGCCCCGAGGGCAUCCUGCCCGCCCGGAGGACACUGAGGCCACAGGGCAAGGGGCGCUGGCAGCAGCUGUGGGAGACCCCGACGCUGCUAUGGGAAGCGCCCCUCCUGGGUCUGGACACUACGCAGGGCCUGGAGCUGCUGAGUCUGCUGGGCACCCUGCUGGCCAUGGGCGCCCUUCUGCUGCGCCCCCUGCGCCACCUCGUCACCUACUUGCUGCUCUGGCUUGCCUACCUCUCGGUCUGCCAGGUGGGCCAGGUGUUUCUUUAUUUCCAGUGGGACUCCCUGCUGCUGGAAACUGGUUUCCUGGCCCUGCUGGUGGCCCCCCUGAGGCAGACCCGCCACCACAAGCAGGGUGGGCAGGCAGGAGCCUCACCCCAUGAAGACCUCCCGUUUUGGCUCGUGCGCUGGCUGCUGUUCCGCCUCAUGUUCGCCUCAGGGGUGGUCAAACUGACCAGCCGCUGCCCUGCAUGGUGGGGGCUCACUGCCCUAACCUACCAUUAUGAGACGCAGUGCCUCCCCACUCCAGCCGCCUGGUUUGCCCACCACCUACCUGUCUGGCUGCACAAGCUCAGCGUAGUGGUCACCUUCCUCAUAGAGAUCGCAGUGCCCCCUCUGUUCUUCGCUCCCAUUCGGCGCCUGCGCUUGACUGCCUUCUACUCCCAGGUCUUACUGCAAGUCCUCAUCAUCCUCACCGGCAACUACAACUUCUUCAACCUGCUCACCCUGGUGCUCACCACCUCCCUGCUGGACGACAGACACCUCGCUGCUGAGCCUGGCAACGCCCGCCGCAAGAAGACACGACCCUCUGGGCUCAAGUCUAUGCUGGCCGCACUAUCACUGCUGCUGGAGCUGACCAUCUAUGGGCUGCUGGCCUACGGCACUGUGCACUGCUUUGGCCUGGAGGUUGACUGGGAGCAGUACACUGUUCACUCCAGAACCACCUUCACCUUCCACCAGUUCUCCCAGUGGCUGAAGACAGUGACCCUACCCACUAUGUGGCUGGGGGCAGCCUCCCUCACCUGGGAGCUGUUGACUGCCCUCUGGAGGUGGACCCAGGUGCGAGGAUUACUGCAGAAGCUCUUUACUGGUGUCCAACUGUCUGUCUUCGGUGUGGUCGUCGUGGUGUUAUUCAUGAUCAGCCUGGUGCCGUACUCCUACGUGGAGCCCUCCACCCACAGCCGCCUCUGGACCACCACGCACCGUCUCUUUGGCUCUGUGGAGCACCUGCAGCUGGCCAAUUCCUAUGGCCUCUUCCGCCGGAUGACUGGUCUGGGUGGGCGGCCUGAGGUGGUGCUGCAGGGCAGCUAUGAUGGCCACCACUGGACGGAGAUUGAGUUUAUGUACAAACCUGGCAAUGUGAGCUGGAUGCCCCCAGUUGUGACGCCCCAUCAGCCCCGCCUGGACUGGCAGAUGUGGUUUGCAGCUCUGGGGCCGCACACGCACAGCCCGUGGUUCACAAGCCUGGUCCUCCGCCUGCUGCAGGGCAAGGAGCCAGUGAUCCGCCUUAUCCAAAAUGACUUGGCUAAGUACCCUUUCUACAAGCAGCCACCCACUUACAUAAAGGCCCAGCUCUACAAGUACUGGUUCUCACAGCCUGGGGAGCAGGGUAAGUGGUGGCGCCGCCAGUGGGUGGAGGAAUUCUUCCCUUCUGUGACCCUGGGGGACCCAAAGCUGGAUGGACUGCUCAGACAGUUUGGCUUUCAGGACAAGAGCCCACCUCGGGCUCGCAGCUCCAACACUCUGACCCAGGCCCUCCAGUGGGUACGGGAACAGCUGUCUUCCCUGGAGGGCCCCACCGUGCUUUGGGGCCUCCUCGCCACUGUCGGGGCCAUUAAGGUCAUACAGGCUUUGCUUGGACCCCGGUCCCUCCGGCCUUUCCCUCCGGCCCAGGGAGAGAAGCACAAGCCAGCCCCCAAGAAGGACUCAGCAGCAAAGGAGUCAGGUGCAAAGGCUGCCCCAAGCUCUGACAGCAGCAGCAACAGCUCCCGGAACUCCCGGCGGAAAAAGUAGCUGUGUUCUGCCAGCCACUUUCCCAGGAGAGUCAGGGCACCGGGCCCAACCUGGCCUUCUGCAGCAGCACAAGCCCCGCUGUGCCUUAGGCCACUGCCACAGCAGAGUUGCUGCCCUUGGGUGGGCUCUGACUGCCCUACUCUGAGCGCCCCUCCAUCAGCCAUGUCCCUCCCCAGGACACUGUGGCUUAGAGGAUGGUCUAGGAGGUGAACAUGUAUCCCUACUCAGGGACCUUCCCAGGACACUGCACUCAGGAAUAGGGGAGGCAGUUUCCUGCUGCACCCACUGAAGGGGUCUGCACCCGGUCCCAGCUCCCACACAGGAGUAAGGGAAAGAUUACCCUGAGAUGUCAUCUCACUAACCCAAGCCAUCACACAUACCCAUGACUCUUUAAUAAAGAUACUUUUGUACUUGA
Messenger RNA from Erinaceus europaeus (western European hedgehog), 2596 nucleotides. It is a transcript of the gene LMF2, whose product is annotated as lipase maturation factor 2. The record is from RefSeq and is a predicted model, not a curated record. The transcript has 14 exons. Bases 70 to 2181 code for a protein of 703 amino acids. NCBI's taxonomy places the organism in Eukaryota, Metazoa, Chordata, Mammalia, Eulipotyphla, Erinaceidae. Gene Ontology annotation, cellular component: endoplasmic reticulum membrane. Gene Ontology annotation, biological process: protein maturation.